UUUUUCACAAGCUGUGGUGAACUACCAUGUCGGAGACACCGCCGCCGCCGCCGUCUCCAGCUGUGCUAGUCGACGAUGACUUGGGGUAUGUUGGAGAAGCUCCUCCGACCAGAUUGCGCGAAGAAAGCUCUCCACCACCUCCACCUCCAUCAGAGACCCCGCCUCCACCACCUGACCUUUCAUCGUCGGCAAAUCCCAACGAUACACUGGACGACGCAUUCGAAUCAUCGCACGAUCUUGUCAGUCGGGUGGACGAGCUAGAGGGCGUAAGUCGACUGGCGGUGAGUCUCAUUUACACGUCUGGUUGGAUGUGCAUGAUGCGAAGCGGAGUGUAACUGGAGUACGUUCAGAGUGUGAAUUUGAGUGUAACAUCGUCGCCGCCACCACAGCCACCACAACCUGCGAUAAGUCCCCCAGCAUCUCGAUGGCACUUGGGUCUGAUUGAGAACUACACUAUCAUCGACAAGGUCGGUUCGGGCACAUACGGUGAAGUGUACAAAUGCCAACACAAAAUCACCAAGGACAUCGUCGCGCUCAAGAAACUGCGCCAGGACGUCGAGAAGAACGGGUUUCCUGUGACGUCGAUUCGCGAAAUGAAGAUCCUAAAGCAACUAAAGCACCCGAACAUUGUCGAGCUCAAGGAGAUCGUGUCGAAGCCAGAUCCGCCGAAAGACGGCAAGAAACCACCCUUGUACUUUGCAUUCGAAUACAUGGAGCACGAUCUGUCGGGGCUCCUCACCCACGAGAAGGUCCCGAAAUUUUCCCGAACGCAGAUACAAUGCUAUAUGCGCCAGCUUUUGUACGGCAUUGCGUUCAUGCACGGCCAGAAGAUUAUGCACCGCGAUAUCAAGGCGUCCAACCUCCUCCUCAACAACGCGGGCAUGCUCAAGAUUGCCGACUUUGGCCUCAGUCGGUACUGGACCGAGGCAAAUGCGCGCAGUGGCCGCUACACAAACAAAGUGGUCACGCUCUGGUAUCGCCCACCCGAACUCCUCAUGGGUAGCACCUCGUACGAUUACUCGAUCGACAUGUGGUCCGUCGGGUGCAUCUUUGCCGAGCUGUUACUCGGCCGGGCACCGCUGCAAGGCCGAAACGAACUCGAGCAGUUGCAAUGCAUUUACGGGUUGGUGGGGGUUCCAACCAAGGAAAACUGGCCAACGUACGACAAACUGCCGAACGCGAACGUAUUUACACCGGAUGCCAAGCACGUGUGUCUAUUGGCCGAGCGCUUCAAAGAAUUUCCAAGCACUACGGUCGACUUGUUGGCCAAGAUGCUGACGCUGGACCCUGCGCAACGCAUCACGGCGCUGGAUGCGCUGGACCACGAGUACUUUUGGAAAACGCCCACGUGCAAACCCAAGGAUUUGCCCAAGUUUCCCGUGGCGUCGACCCACGAGUACCAGUCGAAGAAACGUCAUGCAGAAAAUCAAAAACUGGCGCCCCCUGCGCCACUGCCACCCGCGACAACCUCCUCGCAGCCACACAAUCCCCCUUCGGCCAAGCGCCCUAUGUUGACGCAUCCACACGGGGGCAGUACCAGCCAUCAUGUCUCGACCAGUUCGAGCGGAAGCCGAGAUCACCACACCAGCAGAGGCGGGUCGUCCAGUCACCAACCGACCUCGAAUCACUCUCACCACCAUCACCAAUAUCAUCACCACCACCACCACGGUGGCAGCAGAGAUGGUUACCGUGACCACGGCAACUAUGCAAGCGACGGGCGCCCUCUGCAGCGCUACAACCUGCACGAAGAUACGAAACGUCGCCAGCGCCGCAGCCAGUCCAGGGAACAUCCUCCACAGCAUUGAUAAUGCUACCCACGAGAUGUAGCAGCAGUCGAUGGUUCGGCGGCGUAAACCGAUGGGAACGAAAGAAGCUGGCACUCGUGGCACCUUUUUUCCAAAAGUUUUGCCCUAAUUAGCUGCUUGCUUGUCAUUUAAAAGCAUUUAAGGAGUAAGUCCAUUAAACAAGUAUAAAUGUUUUGAUUGGUGAA
Molecule: messenger RNA, 1990 nt
Organism: Aphanomyces invadans
Lineage: Eukaryota; Oomycota; Saprolegniomycetes; Saprolegniales; Verrucalvaceae
Product: CMGC/CDK/CRK7 protein kinase, variant 1
Exons: 7
Coding region: 594-1805 (403 amino acids)
Biological process (GO): positive regulation of transcription elongation by RNA polymerase II; protein phosphorylation
Cellular component (GO): nucleus; cyclin-dependent protein kinase holoenzyme complex
Molecular function (GO): RNA polymerase II CTD heptapeptide repeat kinase activity; ATP binding; cyclin-dependent protein serine/threonine kinase activity
Source: RefSeq, a predicted model, not a curated record